Messenger RNA from Sebastes umbrosus (honeycomb rockfish), 1904 nucleotides. It is a transcript of the gene zdhhc22, whose product is annotated as zinc finger DHHC-type palmitoyltransferase 22. The transcript is spliced from 3 exons. Gene Ontology annotation, biological process: protein palmitoylation. Gene Ontology annotation, molecular function: palmitoyltransferase activity. The record is from RefSeq and is a predicted model, not a curated record. Gene Ontology annotation, cellular component: Golgi apparatus. The coding region runs from base 180 to 1013 and encodes 277 amino acids. NCBI's taxonomy places the organism in Eukaryota, Metazoa, Chordata, Actinopteri, Perciformes, Sebastidae.
GUGGCGGUAGACAAAGGAGCAGACACCCCAAUAAUGAAUAAAAAAAGGAGGUGGAUGUGGCUCAACACCUUCUGAUGCGUUUGAAUGAACGUGCUGAGCUGUGAGCUGUGAGCUGUGAGCUGUGAGCCGAGGCUCUGUGGUGCUGAAAGGACAGCUCCUCUCCUCUGACUACUGCAGAUAUGUUCACCAGGAUGUUAAAACUGAGGCUCCUCAAUGCUGUAGCACCUGCCUACUUCUUCAUGGCUACAGUAGUCACCUUCAUCUUUCACUUCUGCUUCUUCAUCCCAACAAUCUUCCCAAACCCGGAUACAUCACUGAGUGGGUCCACAACUCUUCACACAGUUGUCUUCCUUUUCCUGAUGUUCAACGCACUGGGAAAUUACAUAAUGACUAUUAAAUAUCCGGCUGAAAGCGCCAACGAGACUGUGGUUCCAGUGUGUUCGGCCCACUGCUCGGACAAAGUGGACGCACACUACCUCCUGAACAAUCGCCACUUCUGCAAACUGUGUAAGAAAGUUAUCCUCAAGAGGGACCACCACUGCUUUUUCACUGGAAACUGCAUUGGCAACAAAAACAUGCGUUACUUCAUCAUGUUCUGCAUCUACACAUCGUGCACCUGUUUGUACUCUUUGGUUCUUGGUGUGGCCUUUCUAACGGUGGAGUACUCCAUCUCUUUUGAGAACCCGCUGACCUUCCUGACUCUUCUCCCCCUCUCCACUAGUUACUUCUUCACGGGAACAAUCUCAGGUUUGCAGCUGUUCCUGGUGCUGAUGCUGUAUGUGUGGCUGGGCAUCGGCCUGGUCUGUGCAGGCUUCUGUCUCCAGCAGGUGCUGCUGGUGGCCCGGGGACAGACCUGGUGUCAGAUGCAGAGGGGGCAGCUUGUGGAGAACCGCAGCCCCUGGAGAAACAACCUUAAGGAUGUGUUUGGUACCCGCUGGAUCCUUGGCCUUAUCCUGCCUGUGCAGACAGAGGAGACGUGCUCCGAAGACACGGAUGCACAAAAGCAAGACUGAGUGAUAACCACGUGUCAUAUCAAUAGCUACCAAUAGGUCACACAAGCAGCACAAGUUGUAGAAAAUGCUUUCUUGGGAUCCAUGUGGUGAUUGAUUUUAAAUAGUUAGCUGUUAGCACACAUUCCUUUAAGGACAGGAGCCAUAUAUCAAUGUGAAACCUUUUAAUAUAUAAGUGUAUCCUUUAAGUUAGUAGCUUUUGACAAGGCAAUAUUAAGACUAAUAAGUUGGUCGUUUGGGACAUCCAGCAGUUUUACAUGCGCUACUACACGCUUGCAUCAAAUUAUAAAGAUGGCUUAGUUUGCAUAGGUGCAUGCAUUCACAGCUUCGCAUUUUGGUAUCAUGCUAUUGAUUUGAACACCUGCGCCACGCGGUGCUCUGAGAUUACCAAUCAAGUGUGUUGUUCUUCCACACUUCCUUGCAGGAUGCUACAAUGUGACAUUCAGGAAACUUACGGUAGUUUUUACAACAAUAAUUUACUUUGACGUUAAGGGCUAGCAGACAAGGAAACUACAGUAUGUGACUAAACAGCAUAAACUGCCGGGCUUGAUGCCAUUGUUCUGACAAUAAACUGUCACAUGUUGAGCCUGAUUUCUCCUCAAAUGAAUGUGACUCAGACAGUACAGUGAUAUGCUCCUUUAUAAGAAUGGGUGGGGGAAAUGUGAAGAUGAUUACCAUAUUAUUAUCCAGGGUAUUAUUCACAAUGUGCCAUAAACAUGUCUUAUAUACUUACAGAUGACCCCAAAGAGGAGGUAUUCACUACACUGCGAUAACAAUAGGGCCCUCUGUAUAACAAUAGUAAGGACUUUUCACUGUUAUGCUGCUGCUACAGCUACUGACAUAUUCAACAUCGUGUCAAAGAUGUUUUGGAUUUCAAUAAAUAUACUUUUUAGA